UGUAAACAACACUCAAAAUCUUUUCUUUGCUUUCUGUCAAUCCACAUUUCUCUUUCAUUGCAACUUGCUCACUAAAAAUUAAAAUGAAAAGAAAAAUGCUAUUAAAAAACAAAUGAAAUGAAAAGGCUGCAAAUACCACAGCCGCCUUUGUUUUCUGACAGCUGAAAACGAAAAAAAAAAGGAAAUCGAUGCUCUUAGGCUUAGCUUCUGAAUUCAAAUAGAACCCAUCAGAGUUUUCAACCAUUUCUAUCUGUUUUCUGCAUCUAGACUGCUUUGUUUUUGUGAUUAAGGAACUGGGUUGUCUUCAUUUGCUCAGCUAGCUCACUGCAAGAUCAAAGCACAGCACAUGGACUGGUAUUUUGGUAAUGGUAUUGAGGAUCUUGUUGUCCCCAAGGAUCAAGAAUUAGCAGAUAGGCUUCCUUCACCAGAAAGUUGGUCAAAAUGGGAAUACUCUGCUCCAAGAAAUUUUGAGUCAUCUAACAAACGCUUCGUUGUGGAUGAAAACUUGACUUGUGAAGAACUAAAGUUCAAUGGUAGAUUUUGCAACGGCACUGAAUUCGAAACAUCAGCUGAUGCUAAGGAUCCCUCUAGCUUUCCAAGUGUAUGUGGAGGAUUAUUAGAGGAGUCUUUCAAUCAGGCUCCACUUUCAUAUCCCCAGCCAGAUUAUGAGCUUGAUGAUUUUUCCAGAUUCCAGCAGAUGGAUGACAUAUUCUUGAGUCCCUUACUGGAAGAUCUGCUUGGGAGUGAAGAUCUUCAGAAAUCAUUUUGCUUUUCUCCUGAAAAUCAUUGUGGGAGAAUGCCGGCUGAUUAUCUUCCGACAGAUGUAAGUUUGGAUUCUCAAAGUAUUUCAAAAAAUGAUCAUGGUAUGGGAAGCACUAAGUAUCUCAAAACUCAUGCAUUUUCCCCAUUGAUGACUUUGGAGAAAGAAAUAUCUGCUUUACGUUUUAAACCACGCAAGUCGGGGCUCAAGAAUAGCCCAUCCGUAAAGGCACCACAUGCCAAAAUCUUGGCCCCUCCUGAACAGAACAGUGAAAAUGGAUUUGUAUCUGAGGGAAUAUCACUUGAAGAAUCUGUUUUGCUGGAGCUUGAAAUGGUGACAGCUCAGUUGUCUAAUAAGACUCGAAUUUGCUUUCGAGAUGCAUUCUACCGUCUUGCCAAGAACUCAAAACAGAAUCCUGUAGCAAUAAACCAACACGGAAAUGUCUGUGUGAGAACUCAUUCUCCAAUGUGGAUAGUCUCUGAGGAGAAAAUGAGGUCUGGAAGAAAAGAAACAACCGAAUCAGAGACCAACACCAUUGAUCGAGCUAUUGCUAACCUCACCUUCAAUAUGAUGGAAACUAAUGUUCGAGAUUUUCCUAUUGCGACACCAGCCAAGUCUAAGCAACAUGCCAUCAGAGUGACAGGACAGAUAAACAAUAGCUCAAGUCAAUCAGGGAUCCAUUAUUUCCCGCAAUCCUCUAUUGCCUCAACUGAUGCUGAGGUUCCUUUCCUUGUUUAGAAAUGCUCCCAAAUGAGAAUGGCUGGACGUGAAUAGGCCUCAAGGAACUGAUUCUGAGAACAAGGGUGUAGAAGUUCUUAUAGCGUCAAAGUCGGUACGAACAGAUAACUGGAUUGCUGGAAAUCACUGGUUAGAAGAAUGAUGAUGGUAAGGGGAAGUGGGAAAGGGAAAGAUUGACAAAGUUAUCUAUGUUUGUUAAGCAAAGAAGAUUCUUUUAGGUGUGUUCCAAUCUUUGUAUAUAAUAGCAGUUCAAAGCACUGGUGGCUUUGUACCCUCCACUUGAUACAAUACUGUUUAUGUUCAGCUCAGUUUUGAUUAGCAUUUCAGAGAAAUUGAUUCAAAUUUCCAGGUGACAAGUUCAUCUGCAUUCUUCCUUUGCCA
Theobroma umbraticum is the source of this 1879-nucleotide messenger RNA. RefSeq names its product protein LNK3-like. Gene Ontology annotation, biological process: circadian rhythm; regulation of DNA-templated transcription. The record is from RefSeq and is a predicted model, not a curated record. NCBI's taxonomy places the organism in Eukaryota, Viridiplantae, Streptophyta, Magnoliopsida, Malvales, Malvaceae.